Molecule: messenger RNA, 1121 nt
Organism: Dreissena polymorpha
Lineage: Eukaryota; Metazoa; Mollusca; Bivalvia; Myida; Dreissenidae
Exons: 4
Coding region: 598-1011 (137 amino acids)
Source: RefSeq, a predicted model, not a curated record
AUUGCUAUUCUGCACGAUUUUCACGUGUUCAUCGGAACUUUUAUAAAUAUCAACAGCUAUCCGAAUACACUUCAACUCCGAGUACUGGCAAUGUCUGACGAAGAAAACUUUGGGUAUUUUGGGGAGGAGUUGCACUUUCUUCUGACCGAACCGAGGACUCCGAAAUCCUCUCCACUGUAUUCGCAGAUACGCCCCCAUUUCCAAGACUCUUCCGAGAUUUACACCAUUCCUGUCAGGUCGACUGAUAAGCGUGUGCAACACCAGCCAGUGUCAAGAUCCCUGGAUAAAGCCUUCGAAUGAGAGUUUCAUCCCUCUCACUUUGACAACCCUUUUGACCGGACUAGACACUCGAGUAAUCCAUCUGUGCCUAGUUCUUUUACUCCAGAAUCUGAAACUCGUGGAAAACACGCAAGCAAACAUCCUUUGGAGGAUCAGAAUAACAACGAACCAGAACAUCCAAAGAAACACUCACCAUUCAACAUAUUUCACUUCAGUUUCUUCGGCCACAAGCCGGAGAAGUCCCCAACGAGCAAUGAUCAAGAGCCGCCAAAGUUGACAAAAAAGUCGAGCCCUAGUGAUGAUCACAAAACAAAAAAAAUGAAAAAUGCUAACAAAAGCGACUCAUGCCAGAAAGAAUCUCAGGAGGUGGCAGAGAUGUCCUCGGACCAAGGAGGGAAAUCGGUUGGUCAGUUCAGAGGGGCGUUUAAUACGGGUCACAGAUUGGCUCAGAAACCUGAGCAUUUUAUUGAAGAUGUGGUUGAUGAAACAAAGUUCCUUCUGCCGCAGGGAAAAGACUCGACCAAUCUGUCCAGCCUCAGCAUCGGGGGCGACGAUCCUGACUGUGGCAGUGAUUAUUACGAUCAAAAGGAGGUGUCGGGUCAGUCCGAGCCAGCAGCAGAGUACAUGUAUUGCCUUGAUGAGUUGUUAGGCCAGUACCAUCCACAUGAACUCGACACUGUCUACGAGAGCGAAGAUCAUGACGAGAGCAUUCCAAGCGGAUUUAAACAAUAAACAAGGUUGGUCAUGUGGUAUGUGAGAAAGAAUUUGAUGCGAAUCAACGGUCACUGUUUUACGGCCAUCUUUUUACCGACCUCUCUCCAGUUGAUGAGGGUUGCUCCCCA